Messenger RNA from Pseudopodoces humilis (Tibetan ground-tit), 2434 nucleotides. It is a transcript of the gene ENOX2, whose product is annotated as ecto-NOX disulfide-thiol exchanger 2. Gene Ontology annotation, biological process: ultradian rhythm. NCBI's taxonomy places the organism in Eukaryota, Metazoa, Chordata, Aves, Passeriformes, Paridae. The record is from RefSeq and is a predicted model, not a curated record. Gene Ontology annotation, molecular function: RNA binding; oxidoreductase activity. Gene Ontology annotation, cellular component: plasma membrane; external side of plasma membrane.
UUUUCAGACACAAAGCCAAGCUGGGAGCAGUGGGAGAGCUGUCUGAGCUCGUGCCUUACGAUGAGCAUCUUGCCAUGUUCCUCGUGCAGUUCGCAGGUUUAAACCACCUGUCCUUUGACCCUGCCAGCACUGAGUCCCUGGGGCUUGAGAGCCCGGCUGAGGAUGGAAGUGACCCGGGGAAGAGGAAGAGGAGCAGCAUUCCCCCAGAUGGUGGCAGAAAUCUGAGCCUGGACUCCGUUCCGAUGGGACUGCCAAUGUCCGACCCGAGCGCCUGGGCCACCGCCAUGAACAACCUGGGCAUGGCUCCCAUGGGCAUGACAGGACAGCCCCUCCUGCCUGAUUUUGAUCCUGCUCUUGGAAUGAUGACUGGAAUCCCUCCAAUCAACCCCAUGAUGCCAGGCCUGGGGAUUGUCCCACCUCCCAUCCCUCCGGACAUGCCGGCCGUGAAGGAGAUCAUCCACUGCAAGAGCUGCACUCUGUUCCCACCCAACCCACAUCUUCCCCCUCCAGCCACGAGAGAGAGGCCCCCAGGGUGCAAGACGGUGUUUGUUGGAGGCCUGCCGGAAAAUGGGACGGAGCAGAUCAUCAUGGAGGUGUUUGAGCAGUGUGGGGAGGUCAUAGCUAUCCGCAAGAGCAAGAAGAACUUCUGCCACAUCCGCUUUGCUGAGGAGUUCAUGGUGGACAAGGCACUUUACCUGUCUGGCUACCGCAUCCGGCUGGGCUCCAGCACGGACAAGAAGGACACGGGGCGGCUGCACGUGGACUUUGCCCAGGCGAGGGAUGACCUGUACGAGUGGGAGUGCAAGCAGCGCAUGCUGGCGCGCGAGGAGCGCCACUGGCGCCGCCUGGCCGAGGAGCGCUUCCGCCCGCCCUCCCCGCCGCCCGUCGUCCACUACUCCGACCACGAGUGCAGCGUGGUGGCCGAGAAGCUCAAAGAUGACACCAAGUUCUUGGAAGCCAUCCAGACCUUGCUGACCUGGAUAGAACGUGGGGAAGUGAACAGGAGAACUGCCAACAACUUCUACUCCAUGAUCCAGUCAGCCAACAGCCACAUCCGCAGGCUCGUCAACGAGAAGGCGGCUCACGAGAAGGAGAUGGAGGAGGCUAAAGAGAAGUUCAAACUGGCUCUCUCAGGGAUCCUGGUGCAGUUCGAGCAGAUAGUGGCCGUGUACCAUUCUGCCUCCAAACAAAAGGCUUGGGACCAUUUCACGAAAGCUCAGCGUAAGAACAUCAGCGUGUGGUGCAAACAAGCAGAGGAGAUCCGGAACAUCCACAAUGAUGAGCUGAUGGGCAUUCGGAGGGAGGAGGAGAUGGAAAUGUCUGAUGAAGAAAUAGAAGAUCCAUCAGAGAUGAAAGAAACAGAAGAGUCAGCGCUGGUGACACAGGUGGAGGCGCUGAAGGAGGAGAACGACAGCCUGCGCUGGCAGCUGGACGCCUACCGCAACGAGGUGGAGCUGCUCAAGCAGGAGCAGGGCAAGGCCUCCAGGGACGAGGACACCACCAAGGAGCAGCAGAUGAAGCUCCUCCAGCAGGCUCUGCAGGGCAUGCAGAAGCAUCUUUUGAAAGUCCAAGAGGAGUACAAAAAGAGAGAGGCUGAGUUGGAAAAAGUGAAAGAAGACAAACUGAAAAUAGAAACGUUGCUAGAAAACCUGAAGGAGCAGCAGAGCAUGGCAGAUGAAGAGGACAAGGAGGGAGAUGCAGCUGACUGCCAGGGGAAUGAGAGCAGCACGUCCAGAGUCUGUGCCUGCAGCCAGGAGAAGGAAUGUCCGGUGGAGAAGACCUUGAGCAACAGCCCUGUGAAAUCUGAACGAGAAGUUCUCUUAGUUGGGAUAAUUUCAACCUUCCUCCACGUGCAUCCCUUUGGGGCCAGCAUUGAGUACAUCUGCUCCUACCUGCAGCGCCUGGACAGCAAGAUCUGCACGGCGGAGGUGGAAGUGCUCAUGACACGACUGCAGAACACGUUCCGGCAGGAGCUCAGCGGGGUCGGGGCCAGCCUGGAGAAGAGGUGGAAGUUUUGUGGCUUUGAUGGGUUGAAAAUGACUUGAGCUUUGACUUGAUGCUGGAAGCAGCGGGAUAGGGAUGCUGAGGAAAGCCGGGAUGCUCCUCCCUCUGCUCCUGCCAUUCCCUCACACCACGGCCCCGGGGUACAAAGUGUAAAAGUGAAACCAAGUCCAGAGCACCACUGGAAGAACCUCCGAGCUCUGCAGCUCCUUUGAUCAGUUAUUUGUUAAUGGGCAAGUGCUGUUCAAUAUAUUUGGGGAAAAGCUCCUGCCUGACCCUUUGAAGCACAGCGUGUCGACUCUGUGUUCUGCCAAUGUUGUAUGUGCUUGUGUGCCCAAAUUCCUCCUCCUCAGCCUUCCUUCUGCUAGGAACAGCCACAGACUGUCCUGAACCAACAACAAAGGGGCAUCUUCUGCUUUCUAGAUCACCAAAA